Messenger RNA from Arvicola amphibius (Eurasian water vole), 966 nucleotides. Its product is annotated as olfactory receptor 5D18-like. The record is from RefSeq and is a predicted model, not a curated record. The coding region runs from base 1 to 966 and encodes 321 amino acids. Gene Ontology annotation, biological process: sensory perception of smell; G protein-coupled receptor signaling pathway. NCBI's taxonomy places the organism in Eukaryota, Metazoa, Chordata, Mammalia, Rodentia, Cricetidae. The transcript has a single exon. Gene Ontology annotation, cellular component: membrane. Gene Ontology annotation, molecular function: G protein-coupled receptor activity; olfactory receptor activity; odorant binding.
AUGCUAUUGACAUAUGGAAAUAACAGUGGGGCCAUAUUCAUCCUCUUGGGCUUCUCAGAUUACCCGGAACUGAAACUCUUACUGUUCUUGAUAUUUCUCACUAUCUACAGCACCACUGUGGUAGGCAACAUCGGCAUGAUCCUCAUCAUCAGAAUUAACCCCAAACUGCACACCCCUAUGUACUUCUUCCUCAGCCACCUCUCCUUUGUGGAUUUCUGCUAUUCCUCUGUCAUUGCUCCCAAAAUCCUGGUGAACCUUGUUGCAAAAGACAGGAUCAUAUCAUUUUUAGAAUGCAUAGUACAAUACUUUUUCUUUGCUACCUUUGUUGUAACUGAAUCCGUCUUACUAGUGGUGAUGGCCUAUGACCGCUUUGUGGCUAUCUGCAGUCCAUUGCUCUACACAGUAACCAUGACCCAGAGACUCUGCCUCAGUCUGGUGGUGGCAUCCUAUGCAUGGGGACUGACAUGCGCCUUGACGAUGACGUGCUCUGCUGUCCAGUUAUCCUUUGUUGGUGUCAACACAAUCGAUCAUCUCUUCUGUGAGUUCUCCUCACUUAUAGCCCUCUCAUGCUCAGACAUUCAUGUUAACCAAAUCCUCCUGCUCUCACUCUCCACUGUGAAUGCUGUCAGCAAUUUCCUUCUCCUCCUCCUGUCCUACGUCUUCAUCCUUGUUACCAUACUCAAGAUGCAUGCAUCCCGUGGACGCCGCCGAGCCUUCUCUACUUGUGCUUCCCACCUGAUGACCAUCACCAUCUUCUAUGGCACUAUCCUUUUCCUGUACUCUGUGCCCAAAUCAGAGAACUCAAAGCUCACAUUCAAAGUGGCCUCUUUGUUUUAUACACUGGUGAUCCCCAUGCUCAACCCCCUGAUUUACAGCCUGAGGAAUAAAGAUGUGAAGGAUACAAUCAGGAAAAUAAUGAUGGUUAAAUUGAUAAUUUUCCUCAAUUCAUCUUCUCGAGAACUUUGA